GUUGCUAUGGCAACGGCUUUGUUUAACUUCCAUUUUAUUUAACUCUUCAACCGCGUGGCGAUACAAUGACCAUGAAAUAAUAAAUAUUGAUCGACCAAUCCAGAAUAUCACAUCAAAAUGUCAGGUUCAGACACUCCAUCGGUGAUCGAAGGGCUGGAUGUUGAAUUGGACUUCUUCAAGGAUGCCAGAGUACUGUGGUUUAAGGAACGAAUACUAUCCUUCAUCGGUAUGAGCGAUGACGAGUUGUUCUAUAAUAUGUUCGAUGAUGCGGAAGUUAAGCGCUUGUUCACUAAUUACGUGACGUCACCAAUCAAACCAAAUGAACAGGAAUUGGAUAAGAGAACGUUUUAUGUCACUAAAAUCAUUGUGGAUAAACUCAUACACGAAGACAAGGAGUUUACGGAGUGGAGAAUAAUACCUCCGCCUCCGCCCCCUCCGCCACCACCGCCAAAGAAAAAGAAAGGAAAAAAAGGACCUGCUCCUGAAGUCGCACCGGAAGCUAAAGAUAAGAAGGGGGGCUUAGGAGGGAAAGGUUCUAAAAGUGGAAAGCUAGUGAAAAAAACUGAAGGAGAGGAAGAUCUUGAAAUAGAAACAGCAGCGGCCACAGUAACCGUGACCGAAGAUGACACCAAGCCAGUAUUAGAUUUGCACGUCACCGAACAAGGAGACGGGAAACCGCAAAUGGGAACACCAGACGACAUGUAUUCUUUUCCGGCUCCUCCAGAAGAUUUGGAUCCAGAAAUCGAUGGAACACUAGAAUACUUUACUAUUGUUCGAUCAGUUCCAAGAGUGAUCCAGUAUCCGAAGUUGAUUCCAACAUUCGGUGCAUUAACUCCUCAAUUAGCGCAACGGAACCGGCGCUACAUCUAUUUUAUCAGGCAAGCUCAGGGAGAAAUCCCCCUCGCGGAGUCUUCAUAUCUUACGAUGCUGAAGAUGCCUGAUUAUGUCCUUACCGGGAUCACCUCAGGAAAGGUGUUAAUGAGCUUGGGACUUCAGUUGAAAGAGGCCUACAUUCGACUAUUCGAAAAGCAAUUUCGUGAGAUAACCGUAUUGACUCCAGAAAAUAGUCAGUCAACGCUUUCGCGUCAACUGUCGUAUGCUGGUGCACAUCACAUCAUGGACGAGACUGCUUCUCAGGUGAACUAUCUCCGGCCGUCGGAUUAUAGGAGAAUGUCAAACAUAGCUCGAGGUGAAAACGCGGAGAAACGAAUUAAGAACAUGCGCUCAACCUCUGCCGUGUCAAUGAUAAAGUUUCCAGUUCCGAGACAAACUUCGAUAGCGGAAUCGAGUACUCGAAUAUUCGAGGAACCUAUAAAGAGCGAUCAACAGAAAAGCACAGCCGAAGAAGUGAUCGCGGACAUCACAGAACUUGUUGGGACUGUAGAAUGGACUAUAGAACAUAUCGAAGGCGAAAUCCACUUUCCGAUGCCGGACAUCCCAGCCCUGAUGGACGAACAGCGGGGUCGGGUAGGCUUCAAUGACCCAGCACUCACGAAGCAAUUGGAGGAAGCAGUGAUGAUGUGGCAAAACCACAUCGAUACGACUAUUGCUGCUUGUUUGGGCAAGGUUCGAGAAGGUGAAGGACCGGUUGCAGAAUACAAGUACUGGCGUGAAAGAGAUGCUGAAAUAUCCUUAUUGGUGGAGCAGCUGAAGCAACCGAUGGUCGUGAAAAUUUUAACGUUGCUAGAGAAAGCCGGCUCGACAUAUCUUGAGGGUUUCGCAAAUUACAAAGAAAGAUUGUUGGAGCAAUACAAUUUGGCGGGAGAUAAUCUGAAGUUUCUUUCUACUUUGUUGCGUUUUUUUACUGUAAUCGAAGACGAAUCACCUCUCCAACAAGUAGUGGAGACUCUACCGGAAAUGGUAGAGAGCAUCUACAUGAUGUGGGUUCUCUCUAAAGGGUAUAAGGCGGAUGAGACAAUGGUGCCUCUACUGUCGAGGAUAUCUUGGGCCCUGUGUGACAAAUUAGAGCGGUUCCUUGACGUUCAUAAACUAUUUGACAAAGCAAACGAUGAGAUUCUGAAUUUAGCUAGAACCGGUCAAAAGAUAAUGGAAAUGUGGCACGAUCUGUACAAAGAAACCAGGCGUAAUAUAGAAUUGAGUGGUAAAGGCGCAAGAUGGGAAUUCGAUCAGCCAUUACUGUUCACACGUACAGACUACAUUGGAACUGUGGCUCGGGACUUGGGUGAUAUUAUUCAGGUGCUGAUCGAUUUUGAGCGUAUUUUUGGUCUAGAAUUGAAAUCGAUUAUCAGCGACCCAACACAAAUCGACGAUGUGCGGAAACGGGUCAAGAACCUCGUCUAUCCCAUAAGGACGGUUGACUUCAGCGUCUUCGUGUUUGACAACAAAGAGAACUGGGACGUCAUUAUGGGCGACUUCUGGAACGAAGUCCGGUAUUUAGAGGACGAGGCCAAGAAUUAUAUAAAUCAGAGCUUCGGAAAUUUGAGAUCAUCAGAGGAAGCUCUAACCGUUCUCCUUAAAUUUCUCGAGUUUGACACGCGCGAAUCGAUACGUCGUCAACUCUCGACGAAGUUUGAUCUCGUUAUGCGUCAAUUCAUCAAAGAAAUAACUGCAAUUGAAGACAAAUUCACGCGUUAUCGUAAGAAUCCACCACUUCUGCGGAACCAUCCUCCCGUAGCCGGCGCCAUUAGCUGGGCCCGGGCACUUUUCAAUAAGAUGAAACAGCCCAUUAUGAAAUUUCAAAAGGUGUCAGAAUUAAACGAAUGUGAACAGAAGAAAGAGGCGUUCCUACAGUACAAGGCUUUCUCCAAGAUCAUCAAAGAAUACGAAGACACAAAGUAUAAGGAAUGGGUACAGGACGCUUCUCUCUUCUGUGACAAUAUGAUGAAGAAGAACAUUUUGAAGGUUGUCUUCAAAAAAGAAGAUGAUCCAGUGCCACAAAAGGCCCGAGGCAUGCAACUGACAGCGGCGGGUCGGGCGCACGUCGCCAAGAAAAAGGCUUCAAACACUUCUCUAAAACCGCUCGACAUCGUCAACAAGGAGAUCGCCGAUAAACGUCGAAGAGAUAAGGCUUUAAUGCUGAUGAGGAUUCCCGGUCAACAUUACGAAAACGUUCGCUCUCCAAGCUCCGUGUCUCUGCUUGCGAAGGAAGGACUGACGGACGUGACAUGGCGUGAUUUGACCGUGCACAAAUUGAUACAAGAAUACAAUUUAGAAUUUCAACCAAAUUUCGAUAAAGACUUGUUCUUGGUCAUACACGAAGCUGAAUUGAUGGAACAAUUAGGUUUUGACGUACCAUCGAACGUAAGAGAUGUAGCCAUGCAAAAAUCUCGGCUGUUUUACGAGUUGGAAGCCUUGAGCAAGAUCAUCGCUAAGUACAAUAAGAAUGCAUCGUCACUGAGUCCAUCGGAAACGUAUCUGAUGAAGCGUCACCUCCUUGACAUGGAAAGGCACAUACUGCCAGGCCUGACGCGGAUCACUUGGACCGCUCUUGGAAUUAAUGAUUACAUCAAGGAUAUUACUAAAGGUGAAAAUUCACUACAAGCCGUGUAUCAACAGUUGAAGAUGGUCGAGAAAGAGAUUCAGUUUUUAAUAAAUCAACUUCAAGAGUUCGAUCUGUUUCCAGUCGUUCGGCCGAAAAAUUAUAAAGAUCCCGAAACCGGAAUACCUGACGACACUUGGAUAUAUCCUUGCAAGACAUAUUUCGUGGAAGUGGAAAACGAAAGGUUGGAACGUGUAGCAGGACUCUCGCGUAUUUAUGACCGCAUCGGUCCCAUACUCAUGAAGCUCGAAUAUUUGAUCCUUGGGACGAGUUCUGGGAGAUCAGAAGUCAUGGCGUCUUAUUACGCUUACUGGGAGAAAAAGAUUUUCAAAUGUCUUGUGAAUUUCACCUUGGAGAACUUGGAGCAUUUCCAACAAAUGCUCAGUGAGAAGACUCCGCUGUUUCAAGUGGACGCUGUGCUGGUCCCGCCAGACAUCACCAUGCGCCCAACGUCUUCCGAAGUCUGCAAUAUACUCGGAUACAAUAUUAAACAUUUCUUAAACAGACUAACUGCGUUUCCACGUUGGAUGAAGAAGACAUGUCUACCGUGUCCCCCACAGCGAGUCGCUGAAGCGACCGGCAAUGAAUAUUACGUGUUCUCAUACUUUGAAGACAUCCUGAGAGUUGUAGCCAUCAACGAUAUAACAUUACUCAUACAGGACACUAUAUAUCGACUGACGCAAGAUAUAAACAGCUAUAUACAAAAAUGGCAUAAAUAUCAACACUUGUGGGCAUUCGACAAGAGUCUUUCCUGCGAGAAAUACAUUCAGAAACACGAACAAAUAUAUAAAUACGAUGAGAAAUUCUUCUUUUUCGAAGAUAUAAUUUCAGAUCUCAAUACACAUGUCAAGUUUGUUGAUGUCGGAGCGGUGCGAGUGAAUCUGAGGCCAAUUAUAAAGCAAAUACAAGAUCAUGCUUUAGAAUGGAAGAAUAUUUUAGGCAAUUGCAUUGCUUCUAAAACCAAAAUGAACAUGUAUGAUUUGAAGAACCAAAUUGAAAGUCUUCGGAUGACAAUAAACAUGAAUAUUAAAGGUUUAGAAGAUUUCAAAUUAGUAAUGGCGACCAUCACACAAGUACAACAAAUGACGAUAACUGCAGAAGUGAAAUACCGCGGUAUGCAGGAAAUAUUCCACAUGUUGAAACAGCACGGUAUAAAUGUGACAGACGAAGACUUACAAUUUGCUAAGAGCCUCGAAGCGUCUUGGGGUAGUCUAUACCAAACUUCGUUGUUCCGCGGGAACACAUUGGAACAAACAAAAGAGAAAUUCUCCAAGUUGAAUGUUGUUGAGAUAUCGAAUUUCCUCAAAGAACUCGACGAUUUCGUGGAAAAGUUCGAUAACGAAGGACCGGCGACUGUGGAAGACGAUAUGGAUAGAGGGUUACUGCUUAUGGAGGAAUAUGGAAAAUAUAUCGAUGAGUUGGAAUCGCGAAAAAAAAUGCUGCAAGCGGCAGAACAACUCUUUGACAAUCCACUAGCGGACUUUUCGAAUUUCAAUCGCACUAAAGCAGAUUAUUCAGCAAUGGAUCAAAUAUACAAAAUAUACAAAGCCCAAAAGAACGCCAGAGAAGUCUGGGCUAAGACUCUGUGGGUGAAUUUGAAUCCACAAGCAUUGGUUGAUGGAAUCGAACAAUUCUUCAAAGAAUACAGAAAACUUCCAAAGAUUGUCCGUCUAAGCAGCACAGGACUGAUGCUUGAUCUUAAAAUGAAACAAUUCAAAGGUGUUGUGCCCUUGAUGGUAUCUUUGAAAAACGAAGCGAUGCGGGAGAGACAUUGGAAAGAACUCAUGGCAAAGACUGGUCAGGACUUUGAUAUGUCUCCGGAUCGUUUCACUUUAGAAAAUAUGUUUGCAAUGGAAUUGCACAAGUAUCAAGAUGUUGCUGAAGAAAUCGUUAAUCAUGCUAUAAAGGAACUGGCUAUUGAACGCGGAGUUAAAGACGUACAAGAAACUUGGGCGAACAUUUCGUUUAGUGUAUCCAGACACUUCAACAGAGGGGAAGACCGUGGCUACACCCUCAAUCCGUGCGACGAUAUAGUUGUGAAGCUAGACGAUGAUUCCAUGUCUCUCCAAAGUAUGGCAGCUUCACAAUUCAUUGGACCAUUUUUAACGGUAGUCCAAACAUGGGAACAUCGACUGUCUCUGAUAUCUGAAAUAAUUGAGGAAUGGAUGGCGACUCAAAGAAAGUGGCUUUACCUAGAAGGCAUAUUCGUUGGGGGAGAUAUACGUACACAGCUGCCUGAAGAGGCCAAAAAAUUUGAUGACAUCGAUAGGGCUUUUAGGAAGAUUAUGUUGGAUACCGCGAAACGUCUUAAUGUCGUCGACUGUUGCACGAUUGGAGGUAGACUUGAGGAAUUCGUUAAUUUAGGAUUAGGCUUGCAAAGGUGCCAAAAGUCUUUGAACGACUAUUUGGAUUCGAAACGUCGUAUUUUUCCUCGAUUUUUCUUUAUUUCCACGGAUGAACUGCUCUCGAUACUUGGGAGUAGCGAAAGCAGUUGUGUACAGGAACACAUGAUUAAGAUGUUUGAUAAUAUCAGAGCUUUAGAUUUGUACGUAGAUCAUACCAAUCGUCCAGUUGCAGCCAAAAUGAUUUCUGCUGAAGGAGAGAUAAUGGAUUUUCGAAAUGUAGUUUACACAGAGGGCAGGGUUGAAGAUUGGAUGAAUCUAGUACUCGUAGAGAUGCGACACACCAACAAAUUUAUUACGAAAAAGGCCAUAUUUUACUAUGGAAAAAAUUGGAAGGUACCAAGAACUGAUUGGAUCCUAGAAUACCAAGGAAUGGUGUGUCUAGCGGCUAACGGGGUGUGGUGGACCGCAGAAACUGAGGAGACAUUUUUAAGAAUAAAAAAAGGAAAUAAAAGAGCAAUGAAAGAACAUUUGCAACAGCAGAACGAACAACUAGACGGACUCGUAGUUAAAGUGAGACAAGAUUUAUCGUCGAAUGAUCGUCUCAAAUUCCGCACGAUAACAACAAUAGAUGUGCAUGCAAGGGACAUUAUAGAGGGGUUCGUGCGAGAUAAUAUUACUGAAGCUGCCGAGUUCGAAUGGGAGAGUCAAUUGAGAUUUUACUGGUUAAAGAAAGAUGACAACCUGUGGAUAAGACAAUGCACUGGCGUAUUUGAAUACGGAUACGAAUACAUGGGACUGAAUGGACGCCUGGUCAUCACACCGCUCACAGAUCGAAUAUACCUAACUAUAACGCAAGCAUUGACAAUGCAGCUCGGAGGAGCUCCAGCCGGUCCCGCUGGUACCGGCAAAACCGAAACUACAAAAGAUUUAGCAAAGGCUUUAGGUCUUCUAUGCGUGGUGACCAACUGCGGGGAGGGAAUGGAUUUCCGAGCUGUUGGACAGAUCCUCGCUGGCCUUUGCCAGUGCGGUGCUUGGGGAUGCUUCGACGAAUUCAACAGGAUUGAUAUAUCAGUGCUGUCAGUUAUUUCAACGCAGCUACAGUGCAUCAGAAGUGCUUUGCUCAUGAAAUUGAAACGUUUCACGUUUGAAGGGCAGGAGAUAGCAAUGGAUAGCAAAGUUGGUAUCUUUAUCACCAUGAAUCCUGGAUACGCCGGUCGAACGGAGUUACCUGAAUCCGUGAAAGCUUUGUUCAGACCUGUCGUGUGUAUUCUACCUGACCUUGAAAUGAUUUGUCAGAUAUCCCUAUUCUCUGAUGGAUUUCUUACGGCCAAAGUUCUAGCCAAGAAAAUGACAGUCCUAUACAAAGUAGCAAGAGAACAACUAUCAAAACAAUCUCACUAUGACUGGGGAUUAAGGGCUCUAACGGCGGUCCUCAGGAUGGCGGGGAAAUUGAGAAGAGAUUCCCCAGGACUCAGUGAAAUUAUGGUGCUGAUGAGAGCUUUAAGGGACAUGAACCAUCCAAAAUUCGUAUUUGAAGACGUGCCUCUAUUUCUUGGACUGAUAAAAGACCUUUUCCCUGGGUUGGAGUGUCCUCGUGUUGGUUAUCCAGAAUUCAAUGCUGCCGUUCUUGAGGUUUUAGAAAAAGAUGGAUAUGUUGUACUACCGCAUCAGGUUGAUAAAGUGGUUCAACUUUACGAAACGAUGAUGACUAGACACUGUACGAUGCUAGUGGGGCCCACGGGCGGCGGCAAGACGGUUAUACUUCAUUGUCUAGUGAAAGCUCAAACUAAUUUAGGUCUACCUACAAAACUUACAGUUGUUAAUCCAAAGGCCUGCUCCGUUAUAGAGCUGUAUGGUAUCUUGGACCCUGUAACAAGAGACUGGACCGAUGGUUUAUAUUCAAAAAUAUUUAGGGAAAUGAACAGACCGGCAGAAAAGAAUGAGCGUCGCUACUCAUUAUUCGAUGGAGAUGUAGACGCUCUUUGGAUAGAGAACAUGAAUUCGGUAAUGGACGAUAACAAGCUCUUGACCCUCGCGAACGGAGAGCGAAUCAGACUGGCCCCGUACUGCUCUUUACUCUUCGAAGUUGGAGAUUUGAACUAUGCCUCUCCGGCCACUGUUUCCAGAGCCGGAAUGGUGUUCGUCGACCCUAAGAACUUGGGAUACGAACCUUACUGGGAAAGGUGGCUUUCCACACGCAGCAACGAAGAGGAACGCGAACAACUGUCUGGUCUCUUUGAGCACUAUGUACCCGGCGCGAUCAACUACAUUGUAUUCGGCAUGUUUGGACUACAACAGCAAACGCCCUUGAAAACUAUCGUCCCGCAGACUCCUCUUAACUUGGUGAUGCAGCUCUGCUAUAUGAUAAGCGGUCUCUUGCCGAACAACGAAGACACUAACAUGGAGAUUGACAAAACCGUCGUCGAGUGUGUUUUCAUGGUGUCAAUGUACAACAGCCUCGGGGCGGCCAUAGUCGACAACGGUCGAUACGACUUCGACAAUUACAUCAAGAAGGCGUGUCCCAUGAUGCUGGUCGAAGACAACCCGGAGAAAAAAGCUACUACAAAACAUUUUCCGAUGGGCUUUCCAACUCUAUACGACUAUUGCCUUGAGCUGACGACCAAAUUAUGGGAAGCCUGGGACUGGCUGGUGCCGGAAUACGAACACGAUCGGGACAUGAAGUUCCCCGCCAUACUCGUACCAACAGUCGACACCCUGCGACUUACGUGGCUGAUAAAGAUUAUGGAAAGCGUAGAACGUCCCGUACUUUUAGUGGGAGACACAGGAACAUCCAAGACUGCGAUAAUCACUAACUACUUGCGCGGACUACCGGCUGAUAAAUAUAUCAUCCAACAAAUGAAUUUCUCUUCUCGGACGUCAUCGAUGGACGUGCAAAGGAAUCUGGAAUCGGUUGUGGAGAAGCGAACCAAGGACACAUUCGGGCCGCCGGUCGGGAAGAGAAUGCUUGUUUUCAUCGACGAUAUGAACAUGCCCAUUGUUGAUACGUACGGAACGCAGCAGCCAAUUGCCUUGUUGAAACUCUUAUUCGAAAGGAAGGGAUUCUACGAUCGCGGAAAAGAUCUCAACUGGAAGAACCUGAAAGACAUCGGCUUUCUCGCGGCCAUGGGGAAAGCUGGAGGAGGAAGAAACGACGUGGAUCCGAGAUUCAUAUCCAUGUUUUCAGUAUACAACCUUCAGUUUCCAUCAGAAAACACACUACGCCACAUUUACGUUUCUAUACUGAAAGGCCAUUUUGAGAUAUUCCCGGAAGAGAUACAGGGCAUAGUGGAGAAAAUCGUUCAAAUGACAUUAGACUUGUAUAAGAUAAUAAUAGUAGAAUUGCCUCCUACUCCGGCUAAGUUCCACUAUAUUUUCAAUCUCCGUGACUUGUCUCGGAUAGCGGCUGGCAUGUGUCUGACACACGCGAACUACUUCAGCGAAAAACGUACAGUUGUUAGGUGCUGGAGGAAUGAGUUCACCAGGGUCAUAUGCGAUCGACUUAUCAACCAACAGGACAACGAAUUAAUGCGCGGGCACAUACAAGAGCACGUGGCAAGGUAUUUUCCCGAAGACGAACCAGUCGUGCUAGAAGAAAUAGUUAUACCGGAGGAAGAAGAGAAAAUGCCUGAAGAGGAAGACGAAUUUGCGGCGGCCGAAUCAAAGCCAAAAACUGCAGAGACGACUGAUGAUCAAGAGCUGCUCAUUGAAGAAGAAGAGGAAGUAGAAGCUGAGAAGGAGCUAACUCUUGAAGAAUACGUGCUUCGAGAUCCGAUGCUGUUUGGAGAUUACAGGAAUGCUCUUGAUGAAGAAGAAAUUCGAUAUUACGAAGAUUUGUUGGAUUACGAAGCGAUUUAUUUCCUGUUCCAGGAGAUACUGGAUGAGUACAAUGAGCGUAACGCGAAGAUGUCUAUAGUACUGUUUGAAGAUUGCCUAGAACACUUGACGAGGACUCAUCGUAUUUUGCGCAUGGACCGUGGAAACGCCAUGAUUAUCGGAGUCGGAGGAUCUGGGAAGAAAUCGAUUUGCAAGCUGGCUGCGUUCGCUGCUGGCUGUGAAAUGUUCGAGAUCACGGUGACGCGUAAUUACAACGAGAAUACAUUUAAGGAUGAUAUGAAACGUAUGUACUUGCAGCUCGGCGUUGAUAACAAGAAGACUGUCUUCUUGUUCACUGCUGCCCAGAUUCUCGAAGAAGGCUUCUUGGAGUUUAUCAACAACAUACUAAUGAUCGGUAUGAUACCGGCUCUGUUCGGUGAUGAUGAGAAGGACAGCAUCAUCAACUCUGUGAGAAACGACAGCAGCGAUGCCGGAUACGGGAUAGCUAAGGAUGCAGUUUGGAACUUCUUCUGCAACAGAUGCGCGGACAAUCUACACGUAGUGCUGUCGAUGUCUCCGAGCGGAGACAUUCUUAGAAACAGGUGUCGGAGUUUUCCUGGUCUAGUGAAUAACACGACAAUCGACUGGCAAUUCCCUUGGCCGAAGCAGGCGUUGUUAGCUGUUGCUAACGUGUUUCUCGCUGAUGUUCAGAAAAUUCCAGAAGAAUUUCGUCCCAUAAUAGUGGAGCAUGUAGUCCACGUGCACAUGUCGGUAGCACGAUACUCUGCAGAGUUCCUGCUUCGACUUCGAAGAAACAACUACGUUACGCCCAAACAUUACAUGGAUUUUCUAACCAAUUAUUUGGCUCUUCUAAAUGAAAAAGACGCUUUCAUAGUCGCUCAGUGUGAACGAUUAAAAGGAGGGCUUGCUAAAAUAGCCGAAGCAAAUGUUCAGUUAGAAGACUUGAAUGCGAAACUCGCAGUCCAGAAGGUUAUCGUCGCCGAACAAACUAAGGAAUGUGAAAUAUUGCUUAAAGAAAUUUCUACAGCUACUGAAGCCGCAGUAGCAAAACAGCAAGUGGCGGGAGUGAAGUCGGUUGAGAUCACCGAACAGAGCAAGGUCAUCGCCGUGGAGAAGGCUGAUGCUGAGGAGGCGUUGUCUGCUGCGUUGCCUGCACUAGAAGCUGCAAGAUUGGCCCUUGCUGAUUUGGACAAGAACGAUAUUACUGAAAUUCGAUCUUUUGCAACACCCCCUGAAGCUGUACAGGUGGUGUGUGAAUGCGUCGUAAUAAUCAGAGGAAUUAAAGAUGUAAGUUGGAAAGGCGCCAAGGGAAUGAUGGCAGAUCCAAAUUUCUUGCGGAAUCUUCAAGAGAUGAACUGCGAUCUUAUCACUCAGGCACAAGUUAAGGCGGUAAAAACGCACAUGAAAAAGAGUAAAAAACUGGAUACGAUGCAGCAGAUUAGCAAAGCUGGAUAUGGACUACUAAAGUUUGUCACUGCAGUAUUGGGCUAUUGUGCCGUCUACAAAGAAGUCAAACCAAAAAAAGAGAAAGUAGAAGCACUAGAGAAAGAAUAUUCGGAAGCUGUCAACUAUUUGGCUUCCCUCAAUAGAGAAAUCGACCGACUACAGAAGACUUUAGACGGACUAAACAAUCGUUACGAAACGGCCAUGAUGAGAAGACAGGAACUUCAAGAAGAAACCGAUCUGAUGAUGCGGAGAUUGGUGGCAGCAGAUAAACUAAUGUCUGGACUGUCUAGUGAGCAGAAAAGGUGGACAGAAGAUUUGGCAGCCUUAUAUGUAGAACAAUCGAGGCUUAUAGGAAACUGUUUGUUGGCAACGUCUUUCUUGAGCUACACCGGUCCUUUCUCGUUUUCAUUUCGACAAACUAUGAUUUACGAGGAUUGGUUGGGCGAUGUUAUGGAGAGGGGAAUACCGUUGACUCUACCCUUUACAAUUGAACGAAAUUUGACUAAUGAAGUUGAAGUCAGCGGGUGGAAUAGUGAAGGUCUACCUCCAGAUGAGUUGUCAGUCCAAAACGGAAUACUAACAACAAGAGCCUCGAGGUUUCCAUUGUGCAUCGACCCUCAAACGCAAGCUCUCACAUGGAUAAAAAAGAAGGAGGCUAAAAAUAAUCUAAAGGUCCUAUCGUUUAACGAUCCACAAUUCUUGAGGCAAUUGGAGAUGGCGAUCAAGUACGGAAUGCCGGUUCUGUUUCAAGACGUAAAUGAGUAUAUCGAUCCAGUUGUAGAUAAUGUUUUGGAAAAGAAUAUCAAAGUGGAAAGCGGUCGGACAUUCGUGAUGCUAGGUAGCACGGAAGUAGACUACGACCCUAACUUCCGCAUGUACCUGACCACGAAGCUCGCCAACCCUCAAUUCAACCCGGCUGCGUAUGCGAAAGCCGUUGUUAUUAACUACACAGUCACCGUUCAGGGUCUCGAAGAUCAGCUUCUCAGCGUAGUAGUACGCGCAGAACGUUCAGAUCUUGAGGAGCAGCGGGAAAGCCUCAUCAUCGAGACCAGCGCGAACAAGAGUUUACUUUCUGGACUGGAGGACUCUCUGCUCAGGGAGCUGGCCACGUCGACCGGUAACAUGCUGGAUAAUGUUGAACUGGUCAAUACUUUGGAAAACACCAAGUCUAAAGCUGCUGAGGUGAUGGAAAAACUGGAACUGGCCGAAGCAACCACAAAAGAUAUAGAAAAACUAAGGGACGGCUACCGUCCGGUGGCGAAGCGCGGCUCCAUACUGUUCUUCGUUCUAUCCGACAUGGCGGGCGUGAACAGCAUGUACCAAUACUCGCUGUCUUCAUAUCUAGACGUUUUCUCGUUUUCGUUGCGGAAAGCGAUGCCGAACGUGAUUUUAGUGAAGAGACUUAAGAACAUAAUUGAUAUGCUCACUAAAAACGUCUACGACUACGGCUGUACAGGUAUAUUUGAACGUCACAAGCUCUUGUUUUCAUUCCAAAUGGAUAUAAAAUUGGAACAAAGUGAAGAUAACGUCUCGCAAGCACAAUUAGAUUUCUUUAUAAAAGGAAAUGUGUCCCUGGAAAAAUCUGCUCGUUCUAGUCCGGCACCAUGGAUGCCUGCUCAGGGCUGGCAAGACAUAAUGAAGCUAAGUUCAGAUUUCCCGGAUCCCUUUGCGACACUUCCUGACGAUAUUACCAAAUUCUUAGAAGAAUGGCAAGAGUGGUUCGACAGUGAUACACCAGAAUCAGCGGAGAUCCCGAACAACUAUCGAGAAAAACUAAAGCCGUUCGAACUAUUGAUGCUAUUGAGAUGUUUCCGUGUUGAUAGAAUUUACAGAGCCCUUACCGACUACAUAACCGUCACUAUGGGAGAAGAGUACAUUACGCCACCGGUUAUAAGCCUCGACAUGAUUGUGGAGCAGACAACACCUUUUACACCAGUAGUCUUCAUACUCAGUCCCGGGUCAGAUCCUACCGCUGACCUUAUGAAGCUAGCAGACAGAUGUGGCUUCGGAGGAGGGAAAUUUAAGUAUCUGUCUCUCGGACAAGGCCAAGAGGGAGCCGCGCUGUCGUUACUGGAAGGUGCAAUCUCACACGGGCAAUGGUUGAUCCUGCAAAAUUGUCACCUGCUCGUGUCUUUCCUUCGGGAGCUGGAAAAGCAGCUAGAGCUUAUGACGAAGCCCCAUCCUGAGUACCGGCUGUGGCUAACCACAGAUCCCACUCCGACGUUUCCUAUUGGGAUACUGCAGAGAUCGCUUAAAGUUGUUACAGAGCCCCCUAACGGUUUGAAGUUGAACCUUCGGAAUACAUACUUCAAGAUGCGCGCGCGGGCUCUCGAGGAGUGUCCACACCCCCAAUUCAAGAAACUUGUCUACGUUUUAGCCUUUUUCCACGCCGUUGUACAGGAACGUCGGAAAUAUGACAAAAUAGGUUGGAACAUAUCGUAUGACUUUAGCGAGAGUGACUUUGUUGUUUGCAUGCAAAUACUACAAUGUUAUUUGGAACGUUGUGCGGCGGCUAAUGGACCGAUACCGUGGGCAACUUUGAAGUAUCUAUUUGGGGAGGUGAUGUACGGAGGCCGAGUGAUCGACGACUUCGACAGACGAGUGGUCCGGACCUACAUGGAGGAGUACAUGGGAGAGUUUCUGUUCGAUAAGUUUCAACCAUUCCACUUCUACAAAGACUACGCGUUCGACUACGUAAUACCGCCCGAGGGGGAGAGAGACGAAUAUAUUGAUUUCAUCGACACACUUCCGCUCGCUAAUACACCAGAAGUUUUCGGUCUGCAUCCAAAUGCGGAGAUCGGUUACUUCAGCCAAGCAGUCCGCGAGAUGUGGGGGCAUCUCAUUGAAUUGCAGCCUCAAACGAGUGAGGCCGGGGGGGCCAUGAGUCGGGAAGACUUCAUCGACAACAUCGCAGUGGACGUGCUCAGCAAGCUACCAACUCUGUAUGAAAUUUGGCGAGUUAGGAAACAGUUUGAGAUGAACAUCACUCCUACACUCGUUGUUCUUCUGCAGGAGCUGGAGAGAUUCAACCGGCUAAUCAGUCGUAUGGGUAGCACUCUCUCGCUGCUCCGCAAGGCGCUGGCUGGUGAGAUAGGAAUGGAUGCGGUGCUGGAUAAUGUCUCGUACAGCCUCUUCAACGGUCAACUGCCUCAAGUGUGGCGGGCUCUAGCCCCGGCCACUUGCAAGGGACUGGGGGGUUGGAUGGACCAUUUCAUAGCCAGAACCAAACAAUAUACCGAUUGGGCAACAGUGGAAGAACCAGUAGUCAUUUGGCUCUCUGGUCUGCACAUUCCGGAAUCGUACCUGAUCGCGCACGUCCAGAUUGCUUGUCGCCUGUACACGUGGCCCCUGGACCGCUCUACACAGUUCACGAAGGUCACCAGCUGGGUAUCGGCCGAUGAAAUUGAAGAACGACCUGUCACCGGAUGCUACGUGCGUGGUCUUUACUUGGAGGGCGCUCGAUGGGACGUGGACGAGGGAUGUCUCAAGCGCUCUCACCCUAAAGUAUUGGUCACUGAACUACCAAUCAUGUAUAUAAUACCCAUUGAAUUUCACAAAUUGAAACUACAGAACACGCUACGCACCCCUGUGUACACCACAUCGCAGCGACGAAACGCUAUGGGUGUGGGACUUGUGUUCGAGUCGGACCUCUGGACCACUGAGCACUGCAGUCAUUGGAUACUGCAGGGCGUCUGUCUCAUUAUGAACACCGAUUAAUUUUACCUAUAUAAGUUUAUUGAUAGAAGAUAGCAAAGGUUAUUACCUAGUUUGAUUUAAGUUUUUUUUUGUUUAAUGUUUUCUUUUAUUACCAAUGACGUUAAAGUAACUUAAUGCAUUGCUCUUCUAUAUUUAAAUAGGUAAAGACAAAACAGUCAAUUCUCUUUUUUUUUCUGAGCUGCUAAAUUUGAAACUUUUUUCCAUUCCACGCCUUUACAAGAUGUCAAUAACAAAAAGAAAGCGAAAAUGUAAUAUGGCAUAAAUUUAAUAACAAAUGAUAUGGCAAUAAAGGAUUAUUGUUAAGUUUUGAACACAAGACGGACUAAUUUAAUUUAAUAGCAUUUUCAAUUAAAAAAGCAAUUUGAGAUACAGCAUCGUUUCAUAGCUUUUAACACAGCCUUUUGAACGCACGUUCCCAAAAGUUUUUUAAUUUAUCUACAGACAGACGAGAAAAUUCAUUUCCGGAUAGAUACGCCGUAUUAAUUACUACAAGUCAUUAGUUUAUAUUCGGAAUCUGAAUGUUGUCUAGUAUGUCUUUGUGAGGGCCUUCGAAUAAGCGAUGCACCGGUGUUCGAAUCCCGCAGGCGGGUACCAAUUUUUCUAAUGAAAUACGUACUCAUCAAAUGUUCACGAUUGACUUCCACGGUGAAGGAAUAACAUCGUGUAAUAAAAGUGAAACCCGCAAAAUUAUAAUUUGCGUAAUUACUGGUGGUAGGACCUGUUCUGAGUCCGCGCGGGUAGGUACCACCGCCCUGCCUGUUUCUGCCGUGAAGCAGUAAUGCGUUUCGGUUUGAAGGGUGGGGCAGCCGUUGUAACUAUACUGAGACCUUACAACUUAUAUCUCAAGGUGGGUGGCGCAUUUACGUUGUAGAUGUCUAUGGGCUCCAGUAACCACUUAACAUCAGGUGGGCUGUGAGCUCGUCCACCCAUCUAAGCAAUAAAAAAAAAAAAAAAAAAAUGUGGGACAUGAAUAUUAUUAUAAUGUAAUAUUUUUAAAAACGAAUAACAUAAUAAAUUAAGUACGGAUACAAAGGUUAGAUUCGCCAUUUUCUUUACACUUACUUCCAUUAGUUUAAAUUUAAAUAAUUUUUUUUAAUUUUAAGUUUAUUUAUUUUUAUUUUUCUGCACAUUGGAGCCUGAUUUAUAAUUAAAUAAAAAUACAUUUUGUAUUGGUAACUUUAUAAUUGUUGGAUGUAAUUGUUUGGUUUCCCGAAUUCAAGUUUCUAUUGUUAUUUUCAUGAUUUCAUAUAGUCAAUUACGAAUGAAUAAAAUAAGACUCGCAAAGAAA
Molecule: messenger RNA, 16129 nt
Organism: Bombyx mori (domestic silkworm)
Lineage: Eukaryota; Metazoa; Arthropoda; Insecta; Lepidoptera; Bombycidae
Gene: Dhc98D
Product: dynein axonemal heavy chain 10
Exons: 93
Coding region: 118-14841 (4907 amino acids)
Biological process (GO): cilium movement involved in cell motility
Cellular component (GO): 9+2 motile cilium; dynein complex
Molecular function (GO): minus-end-directed microtubule motor activity; ATP binding; dynein intermediate chain binding
Source: RefSeq, a predicted model, not a curated record